Molecule: messenger RNA, 861 nt
Organism: Zophobas morio
Lineage: Eukaryota; Metazoa; Arthropoda; Insecta; Coleoptera; Tenebrionidae
Product: large ribosomal subunit protein uL3-like
Exons: 9
Coding region: 142-861 (239 amino acids)
Biological process (GO): translation
Cellular component (GO): mitochondrial large ribosomal subunit; ribosome
Molecular function (GO): structural constituent of ribosome
Source: RefSeq, a predicted model, not a curated record
AAUUCUUACACUAAUCAAAGGUACGUUUACGUUUUUAAAACCUUUAAUAUCAUUACUGCACGUUCCGUCUCUGAGCUCAAAAGUUGGGGUAGUAAAGUUGUAGAAAAUCAACGCUCUUCUUUAAUAGCAACAAAGUUGGGGAUGAUGCAAGAAUGGGACAAUAACGGUUUUCGUCUUCCUUUAACUGUACUGCAGGUAGAUAAUUGUCAAGUUUUACAACAUUUAACAGAAGAAAAAAAUGGUAUUAAUGGUUUACUUGUUGGAGCAAAGAAUCGUUCUUGGUCAAGAUUGUAUAGAUUACCUCGCUCUGAACUUGCCAAGUUUUCAAAGAUUGGCAUCCAACCAAAGUAUCAUAUCGCACAAUUCAAGAUCAGUCCUUAUAAUUACAUUCCAAUUGGAACGACAUUACAUGCUUUGCACUUUGUGCCUGGCCAAUACGUCGAUUGUCGCGCAAUAACCAUCGGAAAGGGCUUCUGUGGGGUAAUGAAACGUUGGGGUUUUAAAGGCCAUCCAGCAUCACACGGUUGGUCUCUUUCCCACCGCACGCCUGGCUCCAGCGGCCCAAGCGGGCUUGGAAAAGUUGUUAAAGGAAAGAAAAUGCCAGGGCGCAUGGGAGGUGAAAAUGCUACAACGCUUUCUUUGAGAAUUUUUAAAAUUGACUCUGUUCUUAAUUUAAUAUACGUUGUUGGCUCUGUCCCUGGAUGUAAAAACGCCACUGUUUAUUUGAGAGAUGCUCUGCGGAAACCAAUCCCCGCGAAUGCGCCCUUCCCAACAUAUUACGAGGGAAUGCCUUUUCCCUACGAAAAGAAUGAAUUUGGAGAAAUAUACCAGCCUGAUGACCCCCCAUAUGUUCUAACUUAA